AUGCGCCGCAUGACUACUCCCAAUGCUGGGGCGUCGGCCGCAGGACAAGUUGCCAUUAGCAAUGGCCAGUUUGCUAUCGGAAACGGAAGGCUCAUUGGCCCUGCAGGCACGCAGAGACCCUUGGAAUGUGCUGUCCUGCGCCCGAACACACACAGCAAAGAACGGAUGGGUAUGCCAACACUCAAAUGCAGCGGCUCAGACGAUUAA
Messenger RNA from Penicillium mononematosum, 207 nucleotides. RefSeq lists its product as uncharacterized. The record is from RefSeq and is a predicted model, not a curated record. Lineage: Eukaryota; Fungi; Ascomycota; Eurotiomycetes; Eurotiales; Aspergillaceae. The transcript has 2 exons. The coding region runs from base 1 to 207 and encodes 68 amino acids.